UCCUUCAGGAAAGCUUGUUCAGAUCGAAUAUGCUUUGGCUGCAGUGGCUGCAGGAGCUCCAUCAGUCGGGAUUAAAGCUGCAAAUGGAGUGGUGUUGGCAACUGAGAAGAAGCAGAAAUCCAUCCUUUAUGAUGAAAGGAGCGUCCACAAAGUAGAACCAAUUACCAAACAUAUAGGUUUAGUGUACAGUGGUAUGGGUCCAGAUUACAGAGUGCUCGUGCACAGAGCUCGGAAGCUGGCCCAGCAAUAUUACUUGGUUUAUCAUGAGCCCAUUCCAACAGCUCAGCUAGUACAGAGAAUUGCUUCAGUGAUGCAGGAAUACACGCAGUCUGGCGGUGUCCGUCCCUUUGGUGUAUCACUGCUAAUAUGUGGCUGGAAUGAAGGGCGGCCCUAUUUAUUUCAGUCCGAUCCAUCUGGAGCUUACUUUGCAUGGAAAGCAACAGCAAUGGGGAAAAAUUACGUCAAUGGGAAAACGUUCCUUGAGAAAAGAUACAAUGAAGAUUUGGAGCUUGAAGAUGCCAUUCAUACGGCGAUCUUAACACUAAAGGAGAGCUUUGAAGGGCAGAUGACAGAAGACAACAUUGAAGUUGGCAUCUGUAACGAGGCUGGUUUUAGGAGGCUCACUCCAACCGAGGUUAAGGACUACUUGGCUGCAAUAGCCUAGUAGAAACCGAGCAAGACUGUGUGAUUCACACAAAAGGUCUUUUUAAUUUUGGCUACUUAAAUGUUUUUGUUUGCAGUUUUUGCAUACUUAUUUCUACAUGGUUUGUCUUGAGAGAUUUUUUUAAAACAUCAUGGUUAUAAAUGCAACAGUCCUAAUAUUGUAAUACAUGGAAUCUCAUUACAGGUGAUCAUUUCCCUUGAUACAUGGAACCUUUGUACACAAAAUACUGUACAAAAUGUAAAGUUAUAAUGACAGCUUGAAAAAGGCUAGAGAAUAAAAUUUGAAGGCCAGUGUUUUUGGGGAA
Antrostomus carolinensis (chuck-will's-widow) is the source of this 968-nucleotide messenger RNA. It is a transcript of the gene PSMA2, whose product is annotated as proteasome 20S subunit alpha 2. The transcript has 7 exons. The annotation marks the transcript as partial. The record is from RefSeq and is a predicted model, not a curated record. Gene Ontology annotation, cellular component: proteasome core complex. Lineage: Eukaryota; Metazoa; Chordata; Aves; Caprimulgiformes; Caprimulgidae.